AUUCAACGCGCGGUCUGAGCAGAUUUGUAAAGAAAAAAAAACACAACCACACACGCACGGGCUCACCUCCUCUCCCUCUCGCCCAUGAAGUCGCCGCCGCCGCCGCCGCCCACGCCGGCCGCUUUCGGCGAGCUCCAGCGCCGCACAGCACGCCCCCGAGCCCCCCCAAGCUCCGCGCCUCCCUCCCCUCCGUCCAGAUUCUCCGCUCCCGGCCUCUACUGCCCGCUCGCAACCACACCCCCGUGGCUAGGGUUUCGGGCAGUGCUUCGCCGGCCCGUCUCCGGCGGCCCCAGAUGCAGAUGGAGCACGCCAUGGGAUUUCCCCAUCCACCACGCUCGCUGCCGUCAAGGGCAGGAAGGAACCCUAGCCAGCAGCACCUCCUCACCUCGGAUGAUGCCUCUGCUGCACCAAGAUAGGUUAUUUGGUUCAUCGUCGCGCCUCAAGUUUCCAACAGCGCCGUGGCUGUACACCGUCGACUUCGCCGGAAAUCCUUCUGCACAUACUCUACUGUCCGCCGAAACUUUGUCUGACCUGAGUUAUUUGGCUCAUCUUCACGCCUCAAGUUUCCGACAGCGCCGUGGCUGUACACCGCCGACUUCGCCGGAAAUCUGUCUGCACAUACUCUACUAUCCGCCGAAACUUCGUCUGACCUGAGCUGAUGGGGAUGAGAUGUGACCCCGCUGCUGGGCGUCGCAAAUGCCACUGCUCCAAUGUGUGCCCCAGCUUCGGUGAUGUACGGGCGAGGCAACACGAUUUGGGGCAGUGACCCUCCUUCCAAGAAAUCAAGUUUUUUCGUUCAGAUUUUAGAGCUCGAGUUUCAGCUUAGUUCAAGGAUAGAAAAGCAUAGUCCUUAUGGAUUCAACAAGGAAGACCAUUAGCCGCCACCUUUUCAGAAUUGGAUGGUGUGGUGCACCUUCAUCCUGCUGUCCAAUUCCUUAGCUUAUUUGCUUUAACUGUACUACAGUUAUAUAGCAGGAUAAGGAUCCAAUCUUGUGAUGCCUCUCCAUUUGCACCAUCGUCAAAAGUUGCACAUGAGUUGAUUCAGACUUUCAGAAUUCAUAGAACACCUAGAGUUAUUUUAUUUCCACAAAUAUCACCAUGUUUUGCUAUUGAUGUAAUGCUAUAUUCCUUGACUGAAAUCAAACCCUUUAGUUGCUACUGUGGUGCUUUUAUUAUUGUUAUAUUCCAGAAAGUUGCAGUUUA
Messenger RNA from Triticum aestivum (bread wheat), 1203 nucleotides. RefSeq lists its product as uncharacterized. Bases 85 to 654 code for a protein of 189 amino acids. NCBI's taxonomy places the organism in Eukaryota, Viridiplantae, Streptophyta, Magnoliopsida, Poales, Poaceae. The record is from RefSeq and is a predicted model, not a curated record. The transcript has 5 exons.